AUUUAGAGUGUGAAAUCAACAAUGCAGAUUUUAUCCUGAUCAUUUAUAGUGCUGUCACUGCUCAUGAGUGUUGAUGAAAUGGGUAUUGCUAUGGUGAUGUCAGUCAGAAUGGCUCCUCUUCUUCCUCUGAUUUUUCUGCUUAUAAUUCACAAGGUUUACAGUAAGGAGGAAGUUGUGAAUUAUAGCCAUCCACACAUCUGUGCACUAAAGAACUCAUCAGUGAUAAUGACCUGCACUUAUACAUACCCUACUGGAUGUAAGAUUGAGAAAGUGUUCUGGACCAAAAACCCUGUAAAGGGUGAAGAGUCUCAAGAUCUGUCUGAGGAUCCUGAAUACAGUCAAAGGCUUCAGUAUCUGGGAGACAAACAGCAGAACUGCACCAUCAGACUGAGUCAUGUGACGCAGAAGGACCAACACAUGUACUGUUUCAGAUUCACCACUGAUAAACCUGAUGUGAAAUGGACUGGUGUUCCAGGAGUGAAUCUUACUGUCACAGAUCUUCAGGUGGAGGCUCCUGAGAGAGUGACAGAGGGUCAUAAUGUCAGUCUGACAUGUAAAAGCAGUUGCACUCUGACUGACAGAGCAAAAUUCAUCUGGUACAGAAACUCACAGCCAUUUGCUGAGAGAAGAGACAGAAACAAUCAACUCCUGCUGCAGUCAGUCAGAAGAGAGGAUGCAGGCAGAUACAGCUGUGCUCUACAUGGACACAGUUACAUCUCUCCUGAUGCUCAGCUCAAUGUCAUGUAUGCACCAAAAAAUGUCUCAGUGUCUGUAAAUGGAUCAGGUGUAAUAGUGGAGGGAGAUUCAGUGACUCUGAUCUGCAGGAGUGAUUCAAACCCUCCUGCUCUGAACUUCAGCUGGUUUAAAAGAGGGAUGUUUGUAGGAUCUGGAAGAGUCUACAGCAUCUCAAACAUAAUUUCUGAUGAUAGUAAAAAAUACAAGUGCAAGACCAUCAAUGAACAUGGAGAGAAAUACUCUGAUGCUGUGACUUUAAACAUCAUGUACUCUCCCAGAAGUGUCUCAGUGUCCAUCAUUAAGUCUGGUCAGUUCUGGGAAGGAGAUUCAGUGACUCUGAUCUGCAGCAGUGAGUCAAACCCUCCUGCUCUGAACUUCAGCUGGUUUAAGGAGAAUCAAAGCUCAGCUGUUGGAUCUGGACAGAGUUUCAGUGCACUACAGAGUGGACGCUUCUACUGUGAGGCUCACAAUCAACAUGGAUCUCAGAGAUCAGAUGCUGUUACUGUCACUGUUAAAGGACAUCUGGUGAUCUUGUACAUAUCCAUUGGAGUGGUUUGUGGAGCUGCAGUUGCCAUAAUGCUGGUAAGCAGAUGGAUUAAAAACAGAAAUGGUGAACAGAAAUCUCAGGUGGAUCAUUCCAGACCUUACAAUGGCCUACACAAAGCUUGCAUUGUUGAGAUGACUGAUCCUGUGUAUGAGAAUAUAGAGGCUACUCAACAUGACUCUAAUACCUGUAAACCUGAAUUGAACUCUUCUGUGUAUGAAAAUAUUACAAAUAAAAAGAAGAAGAGGAUAUAGUGUUUUGGACACAAAGCAAUCAUUUUACACCUUUUAUAAAUAUCUAUGUUAGUGGAGACCUGUUUGAUUGACAGAAGUGUCAUGAUAUGGCUGAAGUAAUUUGUAAAAAAUAAAUAAAGUAAAAGGUUUUGAUAUUAUGAACUGAUGUAAAAGCAUGUAAUCACAAGUGUGUUUUCCUUUACAUUAUAUAUCAAGUUUAUACUCCUUUGUGUUAGAUUUUAAAUGUUUUUAAUAUGU
Molecule: messenger RNA, 1770 nt
Organism: Carassius carassius (crucian carp)
Lineage: Eukaryota; Metazoa; Chordata; Actinopteri; Cypriniformes; Cyprinidae
Product: B-cell receptor CD22-like
Exons: 11
Coding region: 64-1533 (489 amino acids)
Source: RefSeq, a predicted model, not a curated record